UGAGUGUAGUUUGUUUGAGUUAGUGUGUAUACUAAAGUGCUAUUUUUCUGUUUUCAUAUUUUAUAUUUUCAACGCUGUCAGAUUUUAAAACGUCGGAGAAGAUAUUUCAAUUAUAUAAGUACUAAUUCGAUAUUUUUAUUAGCGGCUGUAAGUCAUACAUGUGUCUCUAUUGACAUCACAUAUUUCGUGUUUGGACAUCAUACUCAAGGACAACCCGCUGCAUUUGGAGAUUUCGAUUCUGAUGAACUUACUGAUAUGUUUGUACUAAAAGAUCAAGGUCGAUCUAUUGAAAUUAUGUUUGGUUCCAGUGUUGAACCUUUUUUAAAGCCUGGUACACAAACAAAAUGCAAGUUUUAUAAACACCAAAUUACAUCGGUGGUGCCCGGAGACUUCAAUGGCGAUGCUUUUAUGGAUUUACUGGUUACUGUAAAAAAACCCAUAACAGUUACAUUAAGUAGGAUUUUAAAUUUACUUCCAGCAAAUAAACAGGAUAAUGAUUUGGAUGUACAUAUACUGUGGGGACGAUUAAAUGUGUUGACAUGUCCAAAUGAAAAUAAACCGCUUUUCACUAUCAUUGAUCAACCUUUGGUUAUUAACUAUGAUAAUAAUAUGAUAGUAGAUUUAUUUGGGGUCAAAAGAAUGUCAAAUGGUACAGCACAAAGAAUGUUUUGGCUAUUCGAUUCAACUGGAAACUUUACAGAAAUGGCAAUGGAAAACAAUAAAUCUGAAGAGAUAAGAAUUCCCCAAUCACACGGAUUUGUAGACAUAGGCGGAGAUGUUGCACCUGAUUUAUAUUUAACGACUACAAAAGGAUAUGAAGUGUGGCUUUCUGAUUCUGAAGUUAGUGCAUUUAUUUUUAACCAAACUAUCUCAUUUCCUGACAAUUUAAAGGUUAAAAAUGUUGGUCAGACAGCUUUCAUGGAUUUACAACUUAAAGGACGCAUGGAUCAUAUCGUGCCUGUUUGUUUUGAUACAAAAUGUAUCAGCAGCGCUAUUUAUUUUUAUGAUUCAACUCGUUGGUAUGAUUUGAACAUAAAUUUCUAUAAUGGUAACAGUGUUUGGGGAUUUGUACCACCAAUGCCUAAUGUACCAUACCUAGAAACAAUCACAGUGCGGCCUGGUGAUUUCAAUAUGGAUGGCUACCCCGAUUUAUUGUGCACAUUAUGUCUUGGUGGCAAUUCAAAAAAAACAAAAGUAAUUUUAAUGGAAAACGUUGCUUGUACGACAGAUUGUGAAGGGUUUGACAGAACUUUUGUUAUUCGAUGGGAUUUACUUCAGGCAAUGAAUGGUAACAAUAACAACAUUAUGGGAGCAUUUUAUGAUUUUUUUCAAAAUGGUAUACUGGACGUGUUGUUGUUUAGUGGGGAUAACGGAGAGUACAAUAUGUCAGCUUUUAAGAACAGUUUGGACUACGAUGCAAAUUUUUUGAAAGUAAUGGUUGUCAGUGGUUUGACAAAUAGCCAGUAUGAAAUGUUACCUAAUCGAUUAGGGAAAAAAUCUCGUACAUUUGGUGCUAACUUGCCUGGACCAAAAGUUAGUUAUGUGACUACCACACAAGAUGGGUAUCCACGUCAAGGUAUAGCUACACAGUUACCCCAGUCUGCAUAUUAUUCUCUUUACUUGCCAUACACGAUAUUUGGACUUGGGCGUACUCCUAACUUUGUCGAUGAACUUACUGUAUCGAUUUUAAAUGAAACUCGUUCUUGGACACAAAUUAUUCCAAAUUCCCAAAUGGUUGUAAUUCUAAAUUCAAUAAAUGAUUCAAGUAGAUGGAAUGCUAAACUAUUUCUGACGCCAAGCCGUUUAAUAUUUCGAAGUGCAGCUGCCCUUGCUGGAACAUGCCUACUUAUUUUAGUUACAAUUGGAGUGCUGCACUUUAAAGAAUUACAAGAAGAUCGUAUUGAAAAACGCAAGGAAGCGCAUAAAUUUAAUUUUGUUAUGUAGAUCAAGUUUUUAAAAUUUUUUUUAUGUUCUGUUACUCUGAUUAUUAUUAUAUUCAUAUUUAUUAUUAAUUAUUCAAUAAUAAAUAAAUACAACAUUUCAUUAUGUAUAUAAGUAGGUACCUAAUUAAAAUUUUAAUUUUGUUGAAAACUAUUAAUAAAUCUAUAUGUAGUAAUUUCCACCUAUUUUUAAUUCAAAAAAGCAGCUUAUUUAUUAUAAGUUUAAAAAAAAGGAUGGAUA
This is a messenger RNA of Metopolophium dirhodum (rose-grain aphid), 2181 nucleotides long. RefSeq names its product T-cell immunomodulatory protein-like. Gene Ontology annotation, cellular component: plasma membrane. Lineage: Eukaryota; Metazoa; Arthropoda; Insecta; Hemiptera; Aphididae. The transcript is spliced from 4 exons. Bases 256 to 1944 code for a protein of 562 amino acids. The record is from RefSeq and is a predicted model, not a curated record.